Molecule: messenger RNA, 1255 nt
Organism: Cylicocyclus nassatus
Lineage: Eukaryota; Metazoa; Nematoda; Chromadorea; Rhabditida; Strongylidae
Source: the annotation of a GenBank genome assembly
AUGUUCUGUAUUGAUCCUUGCUUGCUGGUGCCACUACAACUACUUUUCUACGCAUUUUAUCGGCUUAUUCGCGUCAUUAUAUUAGCGGAAUCUGAUUUAUUCACUUUGAUUAGGAAGCUGUCACAACCAGAGCAGAUAGGAAAUGUUGAAUUCUUCAGCAUAAUCACGAGGUACCGAUUAGAAGAUACUGAUAUAGCUCAGGAGUAUGAUUUUCUCAUAUUUAAUGACGGGUUUGGAAAUCUGAACGACCUCAAGGACAAUAAUUGGAUGAUCUACACGAUAACAGACCGAUAUGUGUACUUUGUACGGAUUCCAGCUAGUACAGCAUUAUCAAUAAGCAACGCACCACGCUUGACUUCUGCACUGCACUCCUAUUCUGAUCGUGCCGCUAGAAUGGAUAUAAAUAUAUUUACUCAUGAAGUGAGAUCGUCAAUAUCGCCUUCAAAAGGGCGCGUUGUAAUGCUGCACAGUUCACCGUGUUGCGGUGGAAGCAUGUUGGCUCGACUGCUCGAUUCGGUUGAUCAAUCACAGGAAUUAUUGCUCGUCCACAGUGAGCCACCAUUCCUAAGCGCGCUUGCUGUGCUCGUCAAUAUCGUGUCGAUAGAAACAAUUCGAUCGGUAACAAAUGCUGCACUACGAUUCACGAUGCAGCAUUUGCAGAGUGACCAGAUCCUUGUCAUGAAAACGAGAUCAUGCUGUGCUAAGAUAGUGCCAUAUGUGCAUGCUUCCACGCCAUCUAUACAGCAUUUAUUCGUUACAUCAAGAGAUCCUACUCUUGGAAUACCCCGACUUAUAUCGGCAACUUCAGCAAAGAUGCCAGUUUUUGAAAUAGCAUGUAAUCUGCUUUCCUACUCAUCUAUACUGUGCGAUUUCUUUACAAGCUGGAGGCUACUUGAGCCGGAAAUGGUCAGAAAAAUUGGUCCCACAACUCCGUUUGAGUUCGCUUUGGCCCAAAUAAUGGGCUGCGUAAUUAGCUAUCAACGAACUUUGAAGUAUUACGCUUUGGAAACGAUUUAUGCUGAAGACUUGAUGAACGAUCCGGACGCAGUAAUGCGACCAAUCUUGGAUGUCUGUGGAUACUCUCAUUAUACCCUUAAUGGGUGCAAAGGAUGCAUAAGUGAGGAACAAAAGAGAAUAGAAUUUACACCCACAACUUCCCUCAGUGAAACUCAGCGAAUAAGAGUAAAAUUAUUAGUUGACUAUUUGCAGCAAGAUUGGUGUAGGUGAUAAGAUUGCUACAAUAAAGCUUUAUGAC